UCACCGGCGGUAACCGUUAGUUGACUAAAAUAAUUUAACUAAAGUUAAUCAACAUCAAUUAAUAGCUGUCUCUGCGAGGGAAAUAAAUUCAAUGGAGUUUAAAGCCAAUUUAUUCGAUCUGAGUGAAACUGAAUGAUGGAGAUUAUAUUCCGAAUUGAGUAUUGAAUCUCAAGUGAAUAGUUUAAAGAAUAUCAAAACUGAAAGAACUAAAGAAACAGCCACGGUUAAUGCGUUACAUUUACCAAAAAAAUUAGUUUGCGACAAUGGGUUCGGAAACAUGUGUAAUCCAGGUUACCAACAUCGCUCCGAGUGUAACUUUGGAGCAAAUGACAACACUUUUUGGUUUCAUUGGGCAAAUCAAAGAAAUUCAAAUGUACCCUAAAAACGAUUUAUCUUCUAAUCAAGGUUCUAAGGUUUGUUACUUACGAUAUGCUGAACCUUGGUGCACUGGAGUUGCACAACAUCUGACCAAUACAGUUUUCAUUGAUCGUGCUCUGAUCGUUUUACCAGUUAGUGAUGAUAAAAUACCAGAUGAAACUACAGCAUUAAGUCUUACAUCAAAUGCUGGUCUUGGGGGCUCAAAUUCUGGUAUUGUUAGUCAAGUAGUUCUCGGUGUCAAAGGAGAACAAAUCAUUACUACUAUUGACCCCCGAUUAACUGCUCUUGGUCUUCCUCAAUACCCACCAUUACCUGCCAAUAUGGAUCCAUCAAAAAUAGAAGAGAUUCGUAGAACAGUAUAUGUUGGUAACUUAGAUUCAUCUAUUACUGCUGAACAACUUUUAACAUUUUUUAAUCGUCUUGGAGAAGUAAAGUAUGUUCGAAUGGCUGGUGAUGAAGCACAACCAACUAGAUUUGCUUUUGUCGAAUUCACCGAACAAUCAUCAGUGGCCAAUGCUUUACAAUAUAAUGGUGUUAUACUCGGAGGUAGAGCGCUUAAAAUUAAUCAUUCAAACAAUGCUAUAGUAAAACCUCAAGCAAAAAGCAAUGAAGCCGCUCAGAAGGAAAUUGAAGAAGCCAUGAAAAGAGUACGAGAAGCUCAAUCAUUGAUCUCAGCCGCAAUUGAGCCAACUUACAAUGUUAAACUGGAAAAAAUGGAAUUGGACGAGAAGAAACCUGAAACAACUGAAAAAUCUAGGUCACGCUCUCGUUCGAAAUCCAAAACGCGAGAUCGCAGUGGUUCUCGCUCGAGAAAUAGAAGAUCUCGCAGUAGAAACCGAAGAUCUAAAUCGAGGGAGAGAUCUCGUCGAUCAUGGCGAUCAAGGUCCAGAGAUAAAAAACGUUCUAAAUCAAGGGAUCGAAGGCGUUCUAGAUCUAGAGAUAGGCGAUCAAGAUCUGCAUCUAGAGAUCGAAGGCAUCGUCGGCGAGGGAGUGACCGUGAAAGAUCUCGUAGAAAAAGUAAAGACCGUGAUUCUCAUUAUUCAAGGGAUCGUGACCGAGAGAGAGAUCGGGACAGAGACAGGAAACGUUCUAGUAGAGACAGAGAUCGACCAGAAAAAACUAAAGACAAAGAACGGGAUAGGAACGGGGAACGUGAUAGAGACAAAGACAGGGGUCGAGAUAGAGACCGAGAUCGUGACCGAGAUCGGGAUAGAGAGCGCGAUAGGAAUCGUGAUAAGGAUCGUGAUCGUGAUGGUGAUCGCGACCGUGAAAAGGAUAAAGAUCGAGAUAAAGACAAAGAAAAAUCUCGUCACCGAAGUCGUAGUAGAUCUUGUAGUAAACCUAAAAAAAUAGUUGAUGAAUUGGAGAAAGAAAGAAGGAAAGAGCGUUUACUGAAAGACGAAAGACGAGUAACUCCACAAAAAGCAGUUACACCCACAAAAGAAAGACAUAGUCCACCAGAAAAUGACCACUCGGAGAACUCCCGAAGCUCUUAUGAUAAAGAAGAAUGUCCAAGUCAAGCAGGCAGUGAAAGCUCAUGUAAAAACUGUGGAAGUUCAGCCAGUGAAGAGCAACCUAUGGAAGGACCAGCUUUGCCUCCUGAAUAUACUGGAGCACAAUGGUGAUCUUGGUUAGAUCAGUGCAUUUUGUAAAUUACUUACAUCUCACAUCCAACUUUUCUUGCUUCGUCCAAAAACAAGAAAUGUCAAAUUUACUUUAACGUAACUCUGUGACCAUUCAUUUUGUUUCGAAAGCGAAAAAUACAUCCCUUGAAGGUCUUGUCAUGAGAUCCUCAAAAACACUCUAUA
Tetranychus urticae (two-spotted spider mite) is the source of this 2186-nucleotide messenger RNA. RefSeq lists its product as uncharacterized. Gene Ontology annotation, cellular component: nucleoplasm. The record is from RefSeq and is a predicted model, not a curated record. Gene Ontology annotation, molecular function: RNA binding. Lineage: Eukaryota; Metazoa; Arthropoda; Arachnida; Trombidiformes; Tetranychidae.